Chelonia mydas (Green sea turtle) is the source of this 3070-nucleotide messenger RNA. RefSeq names its product 5-hydroxytryptamine receptor 5B-like. Gene Ontology annotation, molecular function: G protein-coupled serotonin receptor activity; neurotransmitter receptor activity. Gene Ontology annotation, biological process: adenylate cyclase-activating adrenergic receptor signaling pathway; chemical synaptic transmission; G protein-coupled receptor signaling pathway, coupled to cyclic nucleotide second messenger. The transcript is spliced from 2 exons. Gene Ontology annotation, cellular component: dendrite; plasma membrane. The coding region runs from base 587 to 1690 and encodes 367 amino acids. The record is from RefSeq and is a predicted model, not a curated record. NCBI's taxonomy places the organism in Eukaryota, Metazoa, Chordata, Testudines, Cheloniidae.
GCUGUUACGGGGCGGGGGGGGAUCAUUGCUGAGAGCCCUGGGUUUGGCGCUCGUUGUGUCUGGCGGUCACCUGCCUGCGGGGAGAGGGCGCACGGCAGGACAAGGGGUGGCAAAGGCUUUUCUCCAGUCCCGCCGGCGGCCGGUUGCAAGCCGCAGACGCGCUGCCUGCUCCGCCCAGCGCCCGAAGCCCCCCAGCAGGCGGACCCGAGCGCGCCUCUCUUUCCCUUCGCCCUUUCCUGCAGCGAGAGCCCGUGCCACGGAAAGGGGGUCGAGCGGGGAGCCGGCACAGCGGCCCCCCCCCCCCCCCCCCAGCCAGGAAGGCAGACGGGAGCACAUGGCAACGGCAGGGAGCAGCGGCUGAAGGGAGGCAGCCGUAGCGUGGCUCUUGCCUAGACUCACUUCGCUUCCCGGCGCCCGGGCAGGACUCGGCCGCGGGGCAUUUGGCGGGGGGAGCGAGGGGCAGGCCGCGGAGAAGAUCCCGGGAGCGCGUCUGGCCGGCGGUUCGCACCCCGCGCAGGCGGUCCCCUGGGCGCGCCGACGGAGCGCGCAACCCGCCCAGCCCCGAGCUGCUCCUUGGCCCCCGGGGAUGGCCCAGAGCCCAGAUCCAUGGGCCUCCAGACUCCCGGGCCAGCCAGCCAUGGACCUCAAUGCGUCCUCCGCCCCGGCGGGGGGCAACUCCACCUCGGAGCUGGGGGGCGGCGCCUGGAGGAGCCGGGAGCCCUUCUCCAUCUUCAGCAUCCUGGUCCUCACCCUGCUGGUCCUCCUGACCAUCGCCACCUUCCUCUGGAACCUGCUGGUGCUGGUGACCAUCCUGCGGGUCAAGACCUUCCACCGGGUGCCCCACAACCUGGUGGCCUCCACCGCCCUGGCCGACGUGCUGGUGGCGGCGCUGGCCAUGCCGCUGAGCCUGGUGAAGGAGCUGUCGGCCGGGCGGCGCUGGCGGCUGGGCCGGGCGCUGUGCCACGCGUGGGUCUCCUGCGACGUGCUGUGCUGCACGGCCAGCAUCUGGAACGUGACGGCCAUCGCGCUGGACCGCUACUGGUCCAUCACCCGCCACCUGCAGUACACCCUGCGCGCCCGCCGCCGCGCCUCCAGCGCCAUGAUCGGCCUCGCCUGGGCGCUCUCCGCCCUCAUCGCCCUGGCGCCCCUCGCCGGCUGGGGCGAGACCUACAGCCCCGCGCUGCAGCGCUGCCAGGUCAGCCAGGAGCCCUCCUACGCCGUCUUCUCCACCUGCGGCGCCUUCUACCUGCCGCUCGGCGUCGUGCUCUUCGUCUACUGGAAGAUCUACAAGGCGGCCCGGUUCCGGAUCGGCGGGCGCCGGGGCAACGCGGUCCUGCCGCUGUCCGAGAGGGGCCCGGUGAAAGAAGCUUCCCAUGAACCACAGAUGGUGUUUACAGCUCGCCACGCGACUGUCACUUUCCAGACAGAUGGAGAAACAUGGAGGGAACAGAAAGAGAAAAAAGCAGCUUUGAUGGUUGGCAUUUUAAUUGGAGUUUUUGUGCUUUGCUGGAUACCUUUCUUUAUCACAGAAUUAAUAAGCCCCCUCUGUUCCUGCAACAUUCCACCCGUCUGGAAAAGCAUCUUUCUCUGGCUUGGCUACUCCAAUUCUUUCUUUAAUCCUCUUAUUUAUACAGCAUUUAACAAAAAUUACAACAAUGCCUUCAAAACCCUUUUUGUGAGACAGAGAUAAAAGAGGGAUGGUUCCAUUACCAUGUCAUGCACUGACUUAGUGGAGGGAGUAUGUGCCUGUGAAAUGUCUGAUUGUAAAGAGCAGCCGCUGUCUAAAGGGAUUUUGCAGCAGUGAAGAUGAACACUGAACACCUGUGUGUUGGGACAUAAACCUACUUACCCUGUACAGUCUCCCAUUGAAAUGCACGUACACUGGGCUGUACUGAGGAAAGACGAUGAUAGAAGACUGAAGGGGUGAAUGUUUCCCUUCUCUAGGAUUUGAAUCAAUUUGUGCUCAAUUCUGGAAGAAGUGAAUUAAAAACAUCUAGCAUCACACUUGUCCAAUCUAACCAGACUAAUCCCCUAUUAGGCCAACUCUUGCUGUCAUGUACUAGAAUCUUCUUAAUGGGCACAGGCAUCAGUGAAAACUCUGCCAGUUAAGCAACAGCUCUGAUUGAUUGGUGCACGGUCCUGAUGCUAGUUUACUUUUAGGAAUGUCUUUGGGGGGAAAAAGGACAAAUGCAUUUUGAUAUCAUUUUUGGUAAUAUUUGAAUAAAAUAAAUUGGACUAAGUUAAGCAGCCCUACUAGAGCAAGAACGAAGGGCACAGCACUCGUGCUAGCAAGCAUUGGUCCGCUCCUGUAAAUUUAUUAUUACAGGUGAACCCUGAGUUAACUGAAACUGAAGGUCAAUUAUGUCCCCUUGGGUUACAGGAGUGGAGUUUUAGGGCCAGAUCCCCAAUUGGUGUAAAUCUGCACUGUUCCAAUAAAGGCAGUUUAUACCAGGAGUUUUAAUCCAUGCAGUUCUCUUAAGCUCUGUCGCUCCCAGUUUUCUGCACCCAUGAUGUGCUCCAGGUUUGGGAUGUCUCCCUGAUACCUUUGUACAGUUGGGGUUUACACGUAUUAUUUUUUUACAGCACUCCUGUAAACAGGCUUGGCAGAAACACCUGUGCCACUUACCUAUUCUUCUGUGACGCUACAGAGCAUCUCACACAGUCUGAUCUCUGGCCAUCAUCAAGUUACUGAGCAUAUCUAUCAGAGUGCUGAUUGCAUGGAUUCUACCGUCACACUGCACAAAGCCACAGCAUUCUAGCACAAUUUUUCUAAAGGCUUGGAUUCCAUGUUUGUUUUUUAUUAGGAGGGAUUCAAAUUAAGUCUUUCCAUCUCACCACAGCAGUGUUAUUAAAUGUCUGUAGAGGAGGUUCUGACAAUGAAAAAAAUGAUGCAGAAUUUGUGAUCGGCCAUAACUUGUUUUACUUUUCUUUAAACAAAGCUCAUUGCAGUGUACCUGAAAAGGUUUCAUAGUGCUGAGGGGAAGCCAAAAUGACCUCUCCCUUCUCAUCGAAGGCUUAACUUUCAUAGAAUUAAAACUGGAAUGGGGUGCUCUGCUUUUCAGAGAAUAUA